This is a messenger RNA of Oreochromis aureus, 2060 nucleotides long. Its product is annotated as cell adhesion molecule 3-like. The transcript has 6 exons. The coding region runs from base 190 to 1437 and encodes 415 amino acids. Gene Ontology annotation, biological process: cell-cell adhesion. Gene Ontology annotation, cellular component: membrane. Gene Ontology annotation, molecular function: integrin binding. NCBI's taxonomy places the organism in Eukaryota, Metazoa, Chordata, Actinopteri, Cichliformes, Cichlidae. The record is from RefSeq and is a predicted model, not a curated record.
AAGUGAGGCAAUUGUUCACUUCUAAACAGCUCUGCAGCUCUCUCCACAGGCGUAGGCUUUCUGCGCCUGACGAAAGAAAACGAAAGGAAGAAGCGCACGAGUGUACGCACAUUUUUAAAAAGCUGUUCAGGUGGAUCUGCUUUAGUUUUAGUUUCCUUCUGUGGGUUUUGCAGAAUUGGUGAAAGCACUAUGUUUUUCUUUAUCUUUAUCUUUAUUGCGUGGAUAGGAAAGCCGGUGAAUGCUGCCUGUCUAUUAGAACUUAGCCCUCCUAGAGUUGUGGUGAGAUUCGGAGACUCCUUAUCAGCAAACUGCACCUCAUUAUCUGACCAGAUUGAAGGAAUGGGAUGGGAGUCUCCAUAUGGAGGAGUGGACCUUACCCAGGGUGUCACUUCUCUUCCCUUUAAAAUUGACUCUGUGCCAGAGUGGGAGAUAGGACCAAUGUGUUAUACGAAUUCCCGUGAUGGUGAUCAGUGUACAAAACUGUUACCGGUCACUGUUUAUAAAAUGCCAGACAGUGUGUCUUUGAAGAAUUUACGUACAGUGGAAGAAGGCCAACAGUUUGCCAUAGAGUGUGACGUUGUUAAUGUUGCACCAGCAAGAAAUCUUUCAAUAGUUUGGCACAGAGGAAAUAAGAACUUGUCUUCUCAGACAUUUGAUGAGUCCAGUCCAUCUCCCGUCAGUAAGUCAUCUGUCCUCACUCUGACUGCUCAUAGAGAUGAUGAUGGAGCUGAGAUCUGGUGUGAAGCAAAGCUGAACUUGUGGCCACAGGAACAAGGUCCUCCUCCAGUGCGUUCAGAGGCGCAUACUCUGACUGUACUCUACCCACCAACCUUUAUCAGCGCUUCAGAUGAGACUCUGGACUUUCCAGCUGGUAAAAGUAUGACUUUAAAUUGCAAUGCUACAGGAAACCCUUUGCCAUCAUACCACUGGCAAUUUCCACAAGCAGCACAAGAGACGUACAAGAAUCAAAAUGAGAAUUAUCCAAUUUUGACUCGACCAUUUGAGUUUCCAGGGGUCUAUACCUGCAAUGCCUCAAACACACAGGGCACUGUGACCAAAUACUUCACAGUCAGCGAAUCUCCAUACCCACCAGCCUUCAUCGAUCCUUUAAAUGAGACUCUUGAACUUUCAGCUGGUGAAAAAAUGGCUUUAAAUUGCAACGCUACAGGAAACCCUUUGCCAUCAUACCACUGGCAAUUUCCACAAGCAGCACAAGAGACGUACAAGAAUCAAGGUGUGAGUCAUCCUAUUGUGACUCGACCAUUUGAGUUUCCAGGGGUCUAUACCUGCACCGCCUCAAACACCCAGGGCACUGUGACCAAAUACUUCACAGUCAACAAACCUCCAGGUAUUGGUCCCAGGGCCAUUGUUGGGAUUGUGAUCGCUGUACUUGUUAUCUGUAUUUUUGUUGGGAUUUGUUGCAAAUACAAAAGAUAAGGGAGAAUGUAUUUUCAAAGCCAAAAAAAUGCUCUGUGUCACGUUUAAAUCCUCAAAGUAUGUUAGUUACAUUCUUAAAUGUAUUAAAAACAUGAGGACUAGUAAAGCUCAAAUAGCAUGCUUCGUUUUAGCAAUUUGUAUCCAUACAUUGUUUGAUUUAGUUUUUAUGGAAACAUGAUUGUACUUAUCAACUGUGAUUUCUGUAUUUUAUUUUUCUUUCAAUGUUUUAGUGUUUUGCCUUUUUGACACCAUUAUAAUUAGACAAUAAAGUCUCUCUUUUCAAAUACAGGCUUCAUUUGUCGAGAUCACAGAGAUUCACUGUGUAGUAUUAGUACUGUACAUUAUCAGUAUUAGUAUGUCCUCACUAAUGCACACUAGUUUUCAGGUAUGAUCUCCUGAAAACAAGAUUAGUAACUUUUUGCAGCAUUGCUCACUUGCCACAUGUUGUCUUUUCUCAAUUUAUUUUGGAUCUGAAAUCCAGUUUUACAAGCGUGCACACAUUAAAUCAAAAAUAAAGUUGAUAAUAAGUGUCAUGAUGGUCAUUAUCUCUGUCCAGUCUUUAGGUCUUGUAAAGCCGCUAACACUUUUGCCAGUUAUGAUUUUGUGAUGAGCUUCUUUCCUCU